AUAAAUGUUACCUCUUCAGCGAAGAAAAUAAUGAAGCGGAAAUGACGUGGCAAGAAGCACGUGAAGCCUGCAGGAAAAAAGGGCCCAAUCACGAUCUUGUUUCUGUUCACAGCAAAAAGGAGCAAAUGUUCUUAACGAGCAUGCUCGCCUACAGCAAGAAAUCGGCUUGGAUAGGAUUAAAAAGAGCCGAGGGACAGUAUCAUCGCUUCAUCUGGUCUGAUAAUUCUCGGUUUGACUUUGAUUACUGGGCUCCCAGAGAACCCAACUCAUACAUCGAUGGAUGUGUUGAGAUGAUGGGUGAGCCCCCUAGUGCUGGUAAAUGGAAUGAUCGCAAAUGUAUAAGGAAAGCAGCUUAUAUUUGCCAACGUUAUAAAG
This is a messenger RNA of Limulus polyphemus (Atlantic horseshoe crab), 375 nucleotides long. RefSeq names its product low affinity immunoglobulin epsilon Fc receptor-like. The record is from RefSeq and is a predicted model, not a curated record. The transcript has 3 exons. Gene Ontology annotation, molecular function: signaling receptor activity. The annotation marks the transcript as partial. Lineage: Eukaryota; Metazoa; Arthropoda; Merostomata; Xiphosura; Limulidae.